Molecule: messenger RNA, 1935 nt
Organism: Lacerta agilis (Sand lizard)
Lineage: Eukaryota; Metazoa; Chordata; Lepidosauria; Squamata; Lacertidae
Gene: CLVS1
Product: clavesin 1
Exons: 5
Coding region: 237-1235 (332 amino acids)
Cellular component (GO): membrane
Molecular function (GO): phosphatidylinositol bisphosphate binding
Source: RefSeq, a predicted model, not a curated record
UGAUGAUGAUACGAGUGAUUCAUUUCUACGGAUGGAUCUCUAAGGAUAUGAACUGAAUGUGAGAGUCCUUGGAUGGGUAUGGAAAACCCUUCAUCAUUGUAUUCUUCAAUAUAUUACAAAAUAUAAUACAAGUUGCACUUGGAUGGAUCACCACAGACUGUUAGUUGAAUGGGACCAGAAUAUCUUCUAAAGCAAAUUGCUGAAGUUAAGGAUUUCGAAAAAAGACUUUUGCAAAGAUGACCCAUUUACAUGCUGGUCUCAGCCCAGAGACGAUAGAGAAAGCCCGCCUUGAACUCAAUGAAAACCCAGAUGUUUUGCACCAGGACAUCCAGCAGGUCAGGGACAUGAUCAUCACAAGGCCUGACAUUGGGUUUUUACGUACAGAUGAUGCCUUCAUCCUGAGGUUUCUCCGAGCCAGAAAGUUUCACCAAGCAGAUGCCUUCAGAUUACUGGCUCAGUACUUCCAGUACCGUCAGCUGAACCUGGAUAUGUUCAAAAAUUUUAAGGCUGAUGAUCCUGGGAUCAAACGAGCUCUGACUGAUGGAUUCCCAGGAGUGCUGGAAAACCGUGAUCACUACGGCAGGAAGAUACUUUUGCUUUUUGCAGCCAACUGGGAUCAGAGUAGGAAUUCUUUCAUAGACAUUUUACGGGCUAUUCUGCUGUCCUUAGAAGUUCUCAUUGAAGACCAAGAGCUUCAGAUAAAUGGCUUCGUUCUAAUUAUAGACUGGAGUAAUUUCUCCUUCAAGCAAGCUUCCAAAUUAACACCUUCUAUCCUCAAACUGGCCAUUGAAGGGUUACAGGACAGCUUUCCUGCUCGCUUUGGAGGAGUCCAUUUUGUGAACCAGCCUUGGUACAUCCAUGCCCUGUACACGCUCAUCAAGCCCUUCCUCAAAGACAAGACAAGGAAAAGGAUCUUUCUUCAUGGUAACAAUCUGAAUAGCCUUCACCAGCUUAUACACCCUGACUGCUUGCCUUCAGAGUUUGGAGGGACACUUCCUCCGUAUGACAUGGGCACUUGGGCUCGGACUUUACUUGGUCCAGACUACAAUGACGAAAACGAAUACACGCACACUUCAUACAACACCAUGCACGUGAAGCACUCGUCAUCCAACUUGGAGAGAGAAUGCUCACCCAAACUCAUGAAAAGGUCUCAGUCCGUGGUGGAAUCUGGAACGUUGAAACACGAGGAUCAGCAUGAGAACGAGAACACCCAGCCACUGCUGGCUCUGGACUGAGUUUGAAUUCACCGCAAAGCGCACAACUGCACCAUCAGACUUCAAUGGUACAAGAUACCCAUGAAGCAAAAGACAGGUUUAAUACACAUUAACACACUUUCAGCUUGAAACAAGGCUCUCAGUCUUUGCAGAGCAAGUAAAUGAUGAUCAUCACCAGCCAUCUGUAUGUGUGGCCAAAGCCAAUGGGGAGAUGCCCUGUGGCCCAAGUUCUAAGCUAAUGAGCCUGAUUGUAAAGCAGAACCCCCCCCCCCCGUAAUUUUAUGGUUUAUGAUAUUGACAAUGGUUGAAAUGUUAGGGAUGACUUUGUAUGUUCAUGCACUCAAAGAUACAUCAGUUGAGGUUUCCCCAUACUGUUUAAGCAGGGAUAUUCUCCAGUUUUAUUAAAAUGAAAUUUAGAUGCAGUACACACACAAAUAUAUAUAUAUAUAUAUACAUUUCAAGUAAAGGUGUCUUGAGUUUAAAUAUUGCAGCAACAGGCAUAAUUUAGUUUGCAGCAUGGAGAGAACACCUUGAAACCCAUAAGUCCUUACAGAGCUGCCUCCUCUGCGUUUUAUCUACACACAACACACAUACACACAUACUAAGCAAUCACCAGCAGAAAAUUGUUCAACUCUGCAAUAUGUGAUCUCAUCACCUCAGCUAUUUGCAGGGAUCACUUAUUACAGUCCCCUGGAAAAUAAAUUCUUAACUUUUAAAAGUC